Molecule: messenger RNA, 1286 nt
Organism: Bipolaris maydis ATCC 48331
Lineage: Eukaryota; Fungi; Ascomycota; Dothideomycetes; Pleosporales; Pleosporaceae
Source: RefSeq, a predicted model, not a curated record
CCAAAGCCUGCGUUCAAGACGUACACCGUUUCCGCACGCAAGAAAACGCCGACUAGCCGCAGCACUUGAUGACGUAAUACUACUAUCUAUUGCCGGGGCACCUGCCAACAACGAGGUCUGGUUCGCAGGGACACGCAACCGCACCCCUACCACGGCAUUUGGCCUUGUCCCUCCCAGGAAAAAAACACCAAAGCAGCGCAAGCAGUCACAAGGACCCUUACAUAACUUUCUCCCUGUCUCACUAUGCUACCAACGCUAUUGCAGCAACCUUCUCCAUCAUCAUCGUUGUCCUUAUCUAGUACUAGCUCUUCCCACGCCACAAGCACCAACACCACCACCAGCAGCGGAAGUAGCAGCAGUACUAGCAGCAGCAAUGGCAGUAGCAGUAGUCAAAAACCCACAAUGCUAUCUCCCUUCUUCGCACCCCUACCACCCACAACAUGGUCCCCUACAGCCGCAGCCCUGGCCCUCACCCGCGACAUCGCUAGCAUGAACACCACCAUCCUAGCCGAUCUGCAGGGCCUCUCCAGCAUCCCGCGCAUCUACACCACGCUCUUCCAUCGCACGCGCGAAUUCGCCGCCACCGUGCGGCAUUUCGCCAGCGUCGUUGCGGCGGGCUCGUGGGCUGCGGCGGCGUGUCUGCUCGUCGACUGGGGCGUCCAUGUGCUGCGGCAUCCGCGCGUGGGGCUCGAGCGCUUUCUGAAUAGUCAGCGCGAGAGUUUGUAUUGGAUUCUGGAUGAUGCGUUGCUGAGGAUUUGUCUGGAUAUGUGGGAUCCGCCGCGUGAACAGCAGGCUUGUCAGAGGAAGGAGAGGGUGCUGCCGUGGGAUGAGGCGACAGACCCGAUUGUCAGGGCGUUGGCGAAGGCGCAGGCCUUGGUGCCGGUUUGGGGGCAGAUGGAUGUCGACGAGACGAGGAAGUGGGAGGUCCCUGUUUGCGAGGGCGCCCAGGCCGAGUGGUUCGAGGUGGGCUGGUUUCGGCGGUCGAGGCAGUUUCUCAGGGAGAGUAGUAGGAUUUAUGAGAUUUGGAGGACCAUGAGGAGGGUGGGGAAGGGCCAGUUGCCUGCGGAGCUUGCGAAUGUGAUUGUGGAGGAUGUGGCGGCGUUUGAGGUGUUGCCCUUGGGGGAUCUGAGGGAGUUGUAUUUUCCGGCUGAGAAGCAAGCAUUUGGCUAAAUGAAUAGAUUCAAGAGAUAUAGAGAGAAAAAAAAAAUAAGUUAAAGACAAAGCGAGGCAUACGAUGUCGUUUAGCCUCUUGCAGAGUCCAAAAUGGCAAGCACAUCUUCCUUUCC